This is a messenger RNA of Mollisia scopiformis, 1193 nucleotides long. RefSeq lists its product as uncharacterized. The coding region runs from base 206 to 982 and encodes 258 amino acids. The record is from RefSeq and is a predicted model, not a curated record. Gene Ontology annotation, cellular component: nucleus. The transcript has a single exon. Lineage: Eukaryota; Fungi; Ascomycota; Leotiomycetes; Helotiales; Mollisiaceae. Gene Ontology annotation, molecular function: nucleic acid binding.
CCCUACUUCGAGCUUUUACCAGCCGUACCUACAGUCGUACGUACAAAUUACUACCCUUUGCCCAUGGCGCAUGUUGAGACAAAUAGCACAGCGCUGCCUGUAACGACACAAUCGACAAAAAAUUUGAUUCACUGCAAGAGAAGCAUCGCUUCAUUUACAGGCAGCAUCAAAACUACGACCCUGACUAGCUUGUUCCAAGCUCAUCAUGAGUACCCCUCUCGAGGACAAGGAAGUGCCACGAAAGUUGCGGAAAGCGUUCGAAAAAGAAAAAAAGAAAGCUAGAGCUAGAGCUCUUCAUUCGCAGCCCCUUCGCAAAAUCAACACACAAGGUCUACAAUACCUACGGAAAAGUCUUGGCCUGCUAUCAGAUUCUCAAAAGGUUGAUACUCUUGAUGCUGUCUUUAUCGCGAUCGAUUUCGAGUACAGCAAUUUUUCUGCAAAGACUGGCCGCAUACGAUUAAGAGAAGUCGGAAUCUCAACACUAGAUACUCGCGAUACUCGAUAUAAAGAGCCAGGGAAAAUCAUAUCUUCACAACAUUAUCGAACUGUUAUGGAUACAAAAGAAUUUCUCUUUGGGGUGUCAAUCGAUACUACACAAGAUGACCUUGUUAGUCUAUUAAAGCAUCUAUUAUAUCCUGAAAACAAUAGUGGCAAACAACCUCGACAGCUUAUACUUGUUGGACACGGGUUCAGUUUCGAGAUUCAAGUUUUAAGAGGACUUGGUAUCAACUUAGCACUUGCACCUAUAGUUGAGAAUAUCUUAGAUACACACUAUCUUGGUAUUGAAGUUUUUGGUCAAGAUUUUAGCCUGAGUCGUCUUACUAGACAACUUGGAUUGGAAGGAAGUCAUUUUCAUAAUGUAGGCAAUGAUGCAAAAUUUUCUCUUCGGGCAAUGCUAUUGUUAGCAACCCACAAUUUGUUAGAGGCCGAAAGUUCCCAACAGUCGAGAUCGGAAAUAUACGAGAGGAUCGCUCGAUUCUAGAGCAGGCAGUAUACUAAAUAUGACUAUAUCCUAGGUGAGAGGGGUGAGCAGAGGUGAAGUAGCAGGAUGCGCACAAGAAGGCUGGUGAGGAUGGGUGAGGUCGAGGUGAAACGAGGGUGAGCAAAGUGGCAGAUACGUUCGCGGUGGCUCGGUAUACCCGUAAAGUGAGGUGAGGAUUGGCGCGAAAUAACAGCAAAGGCUGGAUUCUGUA